Messenger RNA from Exophiala spinifera, 921 nucleotides. RefSeq names its product TATA-box-binding protein. NCBI's taxonomy places the organism in Eukaryota, Fungi, Ascomycota, Eurotiomycetes, Chaetothyriales, Herpotrichiellaceae. The coding region runs from base 1 to 921 and encodes 306 amino acids. The transcript is spliced from 3 exons. Gene Ontology annotation, molecular function: DNA binding; RNA polymerase II general transcription initiation factor activity. Gene Ontology annotation, biological process: DNA-templated transcription initiation. The record is from RefSeq and is a predicted model, not a curated record.
AUGGAGUCUCUUACCACUCAUCCCUCCACCGCACAACAGGCCAAGGCCUUCACCUCUCCUGCGUCCCUCUCGUUCCCCGGUGGCGCCGGGGACUUGACACCGCCCUCCUCUGAGAAAGACGGACACAACCUCAAUGGUGGCUCCUACGCAGAUGGAAAGAUGAACGGUUCGCAACCAGGAGCAAAUGCUCUACAGGCUCCUCAGACCCCGAGCGCAACGCCUGGUGCUGGAGUGAGUGGUAUUGUGCCUACCUUGCAAAACAUCGUGGCAACGGUCAACCUUGACUGCCGUCUGGACUUGAAGACAAUUGCACUUCAUGCCCGUAAUGCUGAGUACAAUCCCAAGCGUUUCGCUGCCGUGAUUAUGCGUAUUCGAGACCCCAAGACAACUGCUCUGAUCUUUGCAUCAGGCAAGAUGGUCGUCACGGGUGCCAAAUCGGAAGAUGAUUCGAAACUUGCCAGCCGCAAGUACGCUCGUAUCAUUCAAAAACUUGGUUUCAAUGCCAAGUUUACCGAUUUCAAGAUCCAGAACAUUGUCGGCUCUUGCGACAUCAAGUUUCCAAUCCGAUUGGAAGGUCUGGCAUCGAAGCAUCACCCCUUCAGCUCGUACGAGCCUGAAUUGUUCCCUGGUCUCAUCUACCGCAUGAUCAAGCCAAAGAUCGUCUUGCUGAUCUUCGUGAGCGGCAAGAUCGUACUCACCGGUGCGAAGGUCCGUGAGGAGAUCUACCAGGCAUUUGAGCAGAUCUACCCAACACUAUCAGGUAAGCCUCGCAAUGUUGGACGAGAAUCUACCAGACGAACUAACAUGCUUGCUAGACUUCCGCAAAGUCUAGAUGUGUCGGUCGAAAUCUCUCCCUACACCGUGUAUCAACAGCAUUGCGUGUCCUCUCCUGACAACGGUCAUAUUGUCGAGGUUGAGUGA